AUGGCAAGCUCCACUCCAUCUGCAGCCAUCGAAAAAUCACGACAGUCGAAUUCAUCAAAAAUGGAAUACCAACGCCUUGGCAACAGCGGCCUCAAGGUCUCUCGAAUCAUCCUCGGCUGCAUGACAUACGGCAACCCAAGCUGGGAAGGCUCACCAUGGGUCCUAAGCGAAGAUGAAUCCCUACCACUCAUCAAAAAGGCUUACGAUGUUGGAAUCAACACCUUCGACACAGCCAACACAUACUCGAACGGAGUUUCUGAAACGAUUCUCGGAAAGGCGCUAGCCAAGUAUUCAAUUCCACGAAGCCGGGUAGUUAUAAUGACGAAGCUCUACUAUCCCGUUCUCGAAGAUGAUCUGGACGCACGACCAAGUCCGGCAGUUAAUGAUGGGCGUCUCGUUAAUCAAAUGGGAUUGAGUCGGAAGCAUAUAUUCGACGCCGUUGAGGGAUCGCUGCGCCGUUUAAACACGGAUCAUAUCGAUGUACUUCAGAUCCAUCGGUUGGAUUCUGACACGUCUCCUGAAGAGAUCAUGCGAGCUCUCCAUGAUUUGGUUCAGAUGGGGAAAGUGCGGUAUCUGGGUGCUUCGAGUAUGCACUGUUGGGAGUUUGCGCGUUUACAGUACACCGCGAAAAUGAAUCGGUGGACACCGUUUGUUAGUAUGCAGGGAUUGUACAAUUUGCUUUACCGGGAGGAGGAAAGGGAGAUGAAUCCCUUCUGUGCGGCUGAAGGUGUUGGGUUGAUUCCGUGGAGCCCUUUGGCGAGAGGAUUGCUGGCUAGGCCUUGGAAGGAGAAGUCAAGUCGAGCAGAGCAAGAUCAGAAGACUAAGAAAUGGUUUGUGGGGGAUCAGAAUGAGGAGAUCGUCACGAGAGUUGAGGAGCUGGCCAGGAGGAAGGGCUGUGAGAUGGGCGCUGUUGCAAUGGCCUGGCUGUUGAGCAAGGGCGCAUGUCCAAUUGUUGGGUUGAAUAGUGAAGCUAGGAUCGAGCAGGCCCUGGAGGCGUUUGAUGUAGUUUUGUCGAAGGAGGAAGUGGAGAUGUUGGAGGAUCCAUAUCGACCACUUGCUGUUCAAGCUAUCUAG
Penicillium olsonii is the source of this 1074-nucleotide messenger RNA. The record is from the annotation of a GenBank genome assembly. NCBI's taxonomy places the organism in Eukaryota, Fungi, Ascomycota, Eurotiomycetes, Eurotiales, Aspergillaceae.